Suricata suricatta (meerkat) is the source of this 1536-nucleotide messenger RNA. RefSeq names its product ribonuclease A family member 9 (inactive) (gene RNASE9). The transcript has 4 exons. The record is from RefSeq and is a predicted model, not a curated record. Gene Ontology annotation, molecular function: nucleic acid binding. Bases 567 to 1172 code for a protein of 201 amino acids. Lineage: Eukaryota; Metazoa; Chordata; Mammalia; Carnivora; Herpestidae.
CUUAAUAAAGAAUUUUCGGGGGCAGAGAUGCAGUAUGACGUGGCAAACAGCGACCAAGAAAAACAGACUAGUGAGGAAACAACCCUUCCUUCGGUCAGCAACUGGAAUUCUGCUGGAAUUUUAAUGGUGUGGUUUUGCCUUUACUUCCCCAAGAAGGACAUGUAUUAUAUGUUGGCCAAUCAGAAGACCCCACUCUGCAUGCGACAGACACAAGGCCAAUCGGCAGUUAUUUUCUAUAUCGGAUGAAAGUGGGAGAGGAUGACACUUCCUACUGUGACCUUAAAUAGAGGCUAUGAAAAUGACAGUGAUUUUCUCUGCCAUUACACUGAGAGACUCUGUGUGUGAAUGAAGAGAGGAAGAGAGAGAACAAGAGUGCAGUGAAAGGUUUAAUUUCUUCAUCCUGCUGUACCUCUUGGACUUGUUUUCUUUCCUGUGCUCUUAGGGGAGGCCAGUUCCCCCAAUAUCCGGAUCUCUCCACCCCACCCCUUGAAGCAUCCAUUCUUUGAAGCAUAAACGCCACAAAGACUCAACAAGGUCGAGACUCCAGGCACAGCCCCGCAGGAAGCAUGCAGACUCCGCUCACCCUGCGGCCCUUCGCUCCGCUGCUCCUGCUGCUCCUGCUGCUGCAGCCGCUGCAGUUGAAAUUCUUGCAUCAAAAUGGGCGGAUGUCGGAGGAAAAGGCAGAGCUAUUUGAAGAUUAUUUGGAGGAGCUGGACAGCACAGGACCUACGCUACCACCCACUAAAGAUGUUUUCAAAAGUCAUACCAUUAUCGAUCCGGAAAGACCCUUAACUGAUUACUACUACUGUACUGAUGAAGUAAAAAUGAAAAAUGUCCACAACAGAUUUCAUUGUGUAAAAGAACAUUUCUUCCUCCUGGCAUCAUUUGAGGAACUGCAAGAAGCCUGUUACAAUCUGUUCGUGCCUUGUAAAAAUGGAGUGAAGAAGUGUCACAGGAGCAGGCAAUCAAUAAAAGGAGUAUACUGUAAUUUAAUCAGUGGAACAAGGAUGCCAAACUGUGUCUAUGCAUCUUCUUAUAGGCAGGGAUACGUCCUUUUGACUUGUCGAUGGCAAAAUGAUAUUCAAGAAAUGGUCCCCACUUACAUAAAUGAUAUUACGGAGAUAAAGGAUGUUACCAAGAAGAAACAUGUCCCCCAACGUUACUUCUACUGACUCUGCUAAAAGAGUAUUCUCAGUAAAGAGUAGGAGGACACAACACUCUCCAUAUAGAUCCUUCCAGGUCAAAAUUGAGAAUGGUAAUGUCAAUUCGAUUCAUUUUAAUCAUCUACCUUCUUCCUUUCUUCCCCUGACACCAUGCAAAGACAAUGUGGGCUAAGUUCAUAAACAGUGCUCUGAAAUGUGGUUUCAAACAGGUCACAUCGUUUAGCACAUUUUGGAUGUGUUUGGAGGGUGAAUACCUGCAGGGAAAGAGUGGCCGGCUCCAAGAGGAAUAGCAAAUAGUUGUCUGGAGUGUGCUCCUAAAUUGUGUUCGUGUACAUCUCUAGUUCAGUAGAAAUAAUAAAGUGCAUUGACCUAG